Necator americanus (New World hookworm) is the source of this 315-nucleotide messenger RNA. RefSeq lists its product as uncharacterized. Lineage: Eukaryota; Metazoa; Nematoda; Chromadorea; Rhabditida; Ancylostomatidae. Bases 1 to 315 code for a protein of 104 amino acids. The transcript has a single exon. The record is from RefSeq and is a predicted model, not a curated record.
AUGUCGAGGUCCAUAGAGGUUUCCCGGGAAUACCACCUGCCUCUUGUUCUAACCUUCGUCGAUUAUGAGAAAGCUUUCGACAGCGUGGAAACGGAUGCAGUGUUGUCAGCGCUGGCCGAUCAAUGUGAGGACACGUCGUAUGUGAGGGCAUUGGCAGAUUGCUACGAUCGAUGCACCACUAAGAUGCAGCUUUUCCACCGUCCAUCAUCAUACCUAUUUUUAAGCGAUGUGACAUGGCGAUACUAUAUUGCCGAAGCUGUUCACGACUGCAUUACAAUGGAUAAUGGAAUCAUUUCCACGGAUCUCCCUCACUAG